CUUCUACCGGAAGCGCGGUGACGCUGGCGCGGUUGUUGAAAACAAACUAGGGGCAGUUGUUGACAUUUCGCAUACAGAUAGCCAGAUGUCAGACACAGAGACGGCUGAAUAACUUCUAGCACGCGGUCUUUGAACGCCAAGCCUCGACACGUCAUCAAGCUGAACAUGGAGUUAUCUCCGCUUAUAAAGAAAAUCGGUCACUCUUUAGUGGAAAUUAGGGUGCGAGCGUUGAAGAGCAUCUUAAGUAAGCUGGACCAUUCCCUCAUCACGGUGGCCGACAUUGUCCAAGAAAAGAUGCUGUUUGUGUAUCUGCUUGAGUGGUUCAAUUUCCCGGAGGCGCCAAUGAAGGAGGAAGUCCUUGGGCUGCUUUUAACUUUAGCAAAGCAUCCUAGCUCAGCCCAGAUGCUGAGGGACGUCGGGGCGGUGGACUUUCUCUCUCAGCUUUCUCCGACAGUCGAGCCCAGACUGCGAGCUGUCAUCGAUGGAACCCUGGACCAGCUGUUCCAGCUUCCUGAGCUGCUCCCCAGUCGCUCAGCUGUCGACUCUCAUGGACCGUGCAGCACAAUCACAACAGCCCCACCAGUUGUUUCAAUCGACGAUCAAGUGCCCAAAAUGGGUUAUUUCCACAAGAGUAUGCAUUACAGCACAAAUGUACCUCCUCAGAAGAUAGCAGUACGUGAGUCUGUGAGAUGUCUGAAAUUUUCGGUUUUUCCGUGGCUGACUUUGACCAACACCGACCGACACAUACUUUCUUCCAAUGAGAGCUCUCUGGGGAGCAGCGAUCCUAUGAUGGUGAGGACAACCUGUGAGCUUCUGUGUGACGUCAUUAUGCAGGACUUUCCAGCAGAGAUCUUCCUGCAAAGGCCUGGCAUUGUUAAGAACCUUUUGUUACUGCUCAGACUGGGUUCAGGUAAAGGUGAGGUCAGCUACCUUCAGUCAUCCGCUCUGUCCUGCCUGCGGCAGCUUUGCGUGGGCCUAAAGAGGAGGCUGCGCUUUCAUCAAGAUCCUGGCUUCUACUCAGCAAAGCAGGAUCUGGUGUCGCAGAACUCGUCGUUCUCUUACACGCAGGAGGUUCGGCGGAACCAGCGUUCGCAGGCCUCUUCCCCUGCAGAUGAGUGCUCUCCUCGACCCUCUGCGGUGGGUCGUACAGGCCAGAGGGCCAGGGGGGAUGGUCAGGACUUAGAUGCUGCCUCUAACAGCUCGCACAGAGGUGGGGCAACGAUCCAGGCCCCCGAGCAGACGCCCCGUUCCCCUGCAGAUGCUGCUCACCUGGAGCUUCCGGACCUGAGCAUGGAAGAUGUGCUGGAGCUUCAGUUACAGCAGCUCAGCGUGGCCCAGUUCGCUGUUGCCACCAUACAGCAUGCCAUACCACUGCUGAAGACAGAAGGUUUGCAUGCGUUCCACCGUGUUCUGGAGCUGUUGUGUGAUGCUCUCCUCCUGCUCAGGGACAGCGUUUGCGAGCUGGUCUGGGACGAUCGCAGCCUGGUGGGGAUGGAGCUGAAGGAGAAGCUGCAAGCCUGCAUGGAUCAACUGGGGGAUAUGCUCAAUUUUCACCAGAAACCUUCAGCUGACGUACCUCAUAGUUCUCAGGUUUACCACAGAAUGGCCUAUAUAGGGACCGCAAUAUUUACAAUUAGACUCCUACAGGCCAUCCUCCCUCCAGAGAAGGCUAGUGAAAAUCUCCCUGAAAACACAGCAGAGGCCAUUUUCCACUUGUGCUUGGACUCGUCACUGGGAAGUCUGUUACCCAGCAUGCAGGAGACGGCUGUGGCCUACUUGGAGCAGGUGAACUCAGACAGCCACGACCUCUACAGGAGGGUCAACAGAGCUGCACUUUGGAUGGAAUCAGCUUGCAACUUCGUAAAGGAGGCGCGAGCUGAAGGGGAAAAGAACUGGUUGGACCUACUGGAACUUGCAGACCAAGCCAUAAAUGGUCUUCCAUUUCAUCAGCACCUCCCCAUCAUCAAGGAAUGUGUUCACAUGUGCUCUUACUUGUGGAGGUUUGAUCAGCCCAGCCCCCUCCUCCAGACCGAGAGCCAGAAACUCUUCCUCAAGCUGCUGUCGCAUCCCUCACCGCCUGUCAAAACGGAAACAUACGAGUGUACUUUAAACCUGGUCAAGGACUGCGUUGGCAUCCAGAAUCUGUCGAGACAGGAAGCAGCAGCAUGCGCGGGUGUUAACUUCCUCCUCCACCACAGGGUCCUCUAUGAACUGAGUGCUUUUGGACUGCAGGACUCUGCAGAGAGGGUGAACGUUGCUGCCAAGGAUAUCCUGCUAUUCCUCCUCAAGGGACGAUUAAUGAUGACAGCAGCAGCCUGGGACAGAUUCAAUGAGGCACUUUACCCGGUCAUACCCAUAUUACAGGGCUAUGCCAGCACCGAGGAGUCACUCGGAAAGUGUGUCCUGCUGAUAAGUGACAUGUCGGAUGUGACAAGAGACAACGUUUUCCCCACUACAGGCAAGCUGAAAGCAGCGCUCCGACUCUUCUUCUCUAAACAGCCCACUGUCAGAAUGGCUGCAGUGCAACACAUCCUGCCCCACCUAACCGGCGGUGCUGAUGCAAACCCCACCAGACUAGACCCAGAUCAGUCGGUGGUCGCUUCCCUUCCCAACCUCUUCUGCCUCAGAAACCCAGUGGACAUCACACUGGACACCAGCAACAAGUCCAUCCUAAAGGUGGAGUCAGUGGAGAAACUGUUUUGCAUCCUGAGCUCAGACACUGUAGACAUCUCUCUCAGAAGGUCGGCAGCCGAGCAGCUUUCUGUCGUGCUGCAAGACACGACAAUGCACCCGGUGCUGAAGAGUCUUGGCAUCACAGAGAAAGUUAUUUCUUUCAUCACAGACGGCGUAAAUGGCAACAAGGGCUUUCAUUGUCUCCUGGAGCCGUGCGCGUGCAUCUUGAGAAAGCUGGUGUACGCCGAUCCGUCUCUGAGGCGCAGCCUGGCGCAGCACAAGCUCCUGCUCCUCACACUGCUCAGGGCUUCGUUGGUACUGAAGGAAAUCAAAGGCAGUGGAAAUGAGAUGGCCGUCCUCAUGUGUCUGCUGCUUUUCGAUGAGAUCGCCUGCCUCGAAACAUGGUCAGAUAAAUCCACCACAGAUGUGACCCUGUCACCAUUUUCUCUACCAGUAGCAGCAGUACGGAGGUUCAACAUCCCCUUCCAGGCAGCGACUCAUCACGCCGUCAGCCCCUACUGCUGCGUUCUGGCCCCUUCCUCUGACCUUCUGACCCUGAGCCCCGCCCGCCAAGCCUUGCAGGUGGCCUGGAAUGCUGCCUGGCAUUCUGGGAUCGAUAAUCUCCUGGAGAAAAUGCACCCCGUUCCUGCCGACGCGGAUCAAUUUCACCCUGACUUGAAGCUAUCGGAGUCACAGCUCUCGUCGCUUCGGGCAGCGCGCCUUCCAGCUGCGCUGCGGGAUUGCAUCAACGCCAUCGUGACUGCAGCGGGGCACAAGUCUGUGGCCUCUGCCCUGUCGAGGCUCAACCUUUACUUGUUGUUUAACAGACUGGCUUUCCCUCACAUUCCCACCCACAGCUGCAGAGUCAUCCUUCAGUCCCUCAACUGGCAGGCAGUGUUGACCAGGUUCCUCCAGGUGCGCCCAGCCUGUGUCGAGGAUGAAAGGUUGCUGGUGGGAAUUGUGACAUUUUUGAAUGCCUACUUCAAACAAAUUCCCACCGAGUGCGCUUCUGACCAGGAGGACGGGGACCUACGCUGGAUACUGGAGCUGCUUCUCAACCAGGAGACUGCUGCUCUUCUUCAUUUGCUUCUUGGUGUGGAGACGCAGAGCUGGACUCGGAGUUCAGAGGAACCUGAGGAGAUCAAGAACCACAUCAGCCAGAGGCUGCAGAGAGAACUCAUCAACCUGUUUAACACCUUACUGGUCCGACUGUCAAACACCACCGACAAGCUAUGUUUGGCACUAGCAGGUCCCUUUAAGAGCCAGCUGGCACUGCGCUUGCUUCAGAGCCUGCGCUUGUCUGAUGCCCCGCGUUUCUAUGGCCUUCCCAGCCUGGAGAGGGCACUGCAGGGCAUGGUCAGCCUGACUGCCCAGCCUGGCUGGAGCUCCCACUGUCCUGACCUGGAGCCCAACUCCCUCUGCUCCAAGUAUCUCAGUGGGUUGUUAGAGGUGAUCUCUUCAUUUUAUGUUGAGUGGAGAGGAAACUCCUUCUCUUUCAUGGGGAAGGGUGUGACCAAGAAUGCCAUUAUUUGCUUGCUUCACCUGUCCCAUGAGAUGAUGACAGUAAACAAGGACAAGGACUUCAUUACCCAGUGGUCAUUUGGGAACGACGGAACCACAGAGGAAGCUAGUGGCUCCCAGCUGGGCUUGGCUUGGCUUAUCCCGCUUUGGGUGGACCGAGAUCAAGAGGUGAGGUUUGCCAGCCUGAGUUUGGGCGCUGCUCUCUCCUCCGUGCCCAGUGGCUGCCAGACUCUGUGCGCCAGCUGUCAGAACAUCAGCGGAGGCCUGUGGGGCACGCUGCUCAACAUCCUCUUGGAUCAACAGGAGAGCAGCAUGGUUCGCAGAGAGGCCGCGUUUAUCUUGCAGAACUUGCUGGCGAUGCCUAUGCCCGCCAACGCAGAGGAGGCCAAGGACUCCCACUGGCAGCACCCGUGUGUCCAUGACGAGGUAUCCGGCGUGUCUUUGGUGGGUCUUCCAGCGCUGCAGGCUCUGCUGUACCACUGUCAGUAUUUCCACAACGUGGCUCUCUCUGCCUCAACUUGCUACCGGGGCAGGUACGCUUUCGACCCGCAGCCGCGGCCUUGUGAGAGCGGUAAUCCCAGUGCUCAGGAAGGCUCUUUUGCUGGUUCAGACAAUUCCCUGCUGCUUUGGAGAUGUGACCCAGCACCUAGUAUCACCUCUGGAAGGAGUUCCAGCUCCCUUUCCACUUCAAGCACUGCAGUCAGCAACGCUCCAAGUAAAUGCUCAAGGGUGAACUCUCCUAAAGUCUCGUCCCCAGUGAAUGUCCCAGAUGAUACUCCUGCCAGACUGAUGGCUCAGGGUCAGAGUGAUGGAGACACAAGCAACUCGACUACCUCGCAGGACUCCCAACAAGACGAGCCCUCAGGCAUGGAAGCUGUUGUCAUGGUGACCCCUGACCUCCUGACGGCCCAGUGCGGCCUGCUGAUCAACCUGCUGGCCGUACUGCCAGGCUUCACCCUAGCUGCCAUCCAACAUAACCAGCUACUGCAGGUUCUGAGCAGUUUAGUUGACAUCGAGCUGAUGGAGAAAUGUCUGACCGAGCUGCGGACACCCAGCAUCCUCCCUGGAAUCAGAGAAGACGUCAAGCGUCAGUUUGUCACAGCACUUCGUUUCCUGUCGAGCUUUUCCAAACUACUGCGGUCUUGUGUCGUGGCGUGCAAGGAGCUGAUUGGCCAGAUGGACUUCCUGAAGCGGCUUUCAUCCAAUCUAGUGGCUGCGCUCACGCUGGAUACGAAACUACUAGACGCAGGUACGUGGGAUGUGGUCCGCGUGUGCUGGACAGACGUGUUUAUGCUUCUGGCUACUCUGGUGAGGAGAGGCGGCUCGGCAGCCCACCCAUCCGUCUCCGCCGUGCUGGGCAGGCGCUGGCGGACAUUCGCGGGAACAUUAUCACAGUGUCUGAAUGAGAAAGCUGCAGAUUCCCUGCUCCACACGGCGGCUCUGCAGUUCCUCUCCACAGUUUUCACAGAGGAGACAAAGUUAUGCGGCAGAGAACUCGAAAGCGCGACAUCCGAGCACAGCGGCGCUUUGUCAGAUAUCUUAAACGGUCCCUCUGCCAGUGAGCUCUGUGAGAUGUUAUUGCAGAGCUUUGAAAAGAGGACCCUUCAGGACCCUUUGAAGAAGCUCACGGCUAGAGCUCUGAUGACGCUCCUGGCCUGCAGUCCCGUGGCUCAAAGCUACGCAGCCAGAGCUGGUUUAAUUGACAGCUGUGUGGAGCAGCUGAAGCAGACUCAUUCCCACCUCAACCUGGAGUCCAUCCGACCCGGCAAGGCCUCGCACCGCAGAAAGGGAGUGGGCCAUUUAAAAGAAGUCAAGCUGACUGCCGAGAUACUGCGGAGCGCUCUUUAUUGCAACGAUGAAUGCAAAGUGGUCGCUGUGGAUGCUCGUUUAACUCAGACUCUCUGUGCUCUUUGGCCUUGGCUCUUAUUGGACGACCCCACAAUGGAAGCGGUGCUGGAGCUCCUGUGUGUCUACACAGCCAACUGCCACCCAGCAUGCAGUUCCCUCUGUGGCAGCACCCCCAGUGGGGUGCCAGGAUCUAAAGGCUCCUCCAACACCUCUCUGAUGCUCUCCGUCAUGAAGCUGACCUCUCUUGCCCCAGACAACAGCCCCAUCCAGAGUUUGUCGUUCUCUCUGCUGACUAACAUGGCUGCGUCGCGGGACUGUAGGUGCAUCAUGCAAAAGAAUAAUUUCCUUCAAGCCUUCCUGUUGGCGCCGGUCCCUAAGGUGGCUGGUGCUAAGGCCACGUCGGUGGCUGGUGUCGGUGGGAACCCCCUAAGCCUGUGGCUGAGACUCAUGGUCAGCCUGUCCUCCACAGAGGAUGGGCAGCAGAGUAUUCUGAAAGUCUCCGGAGUCCUGGAGCUGCUGGCAGACUUGGCACCGCAUCGACAACACGCGCUGCUCACCCUUCACAACCUCUGCUUCUGCCCUGCCAACAAAUCACAUGUGAUGGCCAACGAUAAAGCUGUGAGAGUUUUGUUGUCGUGUUUGGAAAGUAAAGAGAUGGAAACCUGCUGUAUGGGAGCGUCUGCACUGUGGGCAUUGCUCCAAAACAAUCAGAGGGCGAAGACCGCGCUGAAGUGUCCAUCUGUUCGCUUAAAAAUCGAAGAGGCGCUGACCGUCUCUAAGAAAGAUGCAGAGAAGAACCGGGAACCUUUGAGUUCCUACCUACAGAAGUGCCUGGAUCACCUCUCCCAGCUGCUAAAAAGUUGAUUAUAAUAGAUUAUAUUUGAUUUGUAUAGUUUUGUAUCAUGUUUCGUUUUCUGUCAUAUAUGUCAUUUAGAUAAUAAAGUAAUGUCAGUCUUGGUUCUGCCCUCGCAGCCUUAUUUUUUUCAGAACCAGGAUACAUGUGGCUUUAAACUCAUCCGCCGUGGUUGCAGUGGUGUUGGGCACCUGGUCUACACCAAAAACACGUCUGCUUUUAAAGCCACAACAUGAAAACCUUUUCGGUGGAUGAAACCCCUUCAUUUAGAGGAAACACAAACACUCAUCACACUAAAUGUGAUUCAUUCCAGACCUGCCAAUUCAAUAUUUUUUUUAAAUGUGUAACUUGUAUUUA
Molecule: messenger RNA, 7252 nt
Organism: Fundulus heteroclitus (mummichog)
Lineage: Eukaryota; Metazoa; Chordata; Actinopteri; Cyprinodontiformes; Fundulidae
Gene: rttn
Product: rotatin
Exons: 49
Coding region: 166-6906 (2246 amino acids)
Biological process (GO): centriole replication; ciliary basal body organization; centriole-centriole cohesion
Cellular component (GO): ciliary basal body; centrosome; centriole
Source: RefSeq, a predicted model, not a curated record